Messenger RNA from Closterium sp. Yama58-4, 1746 nucleotides. NCBI's taxonomy places the organism in Eukaryota, Viridiplantae, Streptophyta, Zygnematophyceae, Desmidiales, Closteriaceae. The record is from the annotation of a GenBank genome assembly.
AUGUCCUGGGUGGGCAGGCGCAGCGCGCGGGAAGGGCAGGGGCAACCCAGGAGGGAGGCUGAGCGCGGGGAGGCUGAACUGGGGGAGGCUGAAUCGGGGAAGGUAGAACUGAGAAGGGCGGAAGCGGGGAAGAGUGAUGAACUGGGGGAGGUAGAACCGGGAAUGGUAGGGCCGUGCAGGGAAGCUGACGACAGUCAGGCGGCGUUGACUUGCGUUGACUCACCACGGAGCCCAAAUCCACCGUCGCCGAACCUUGGGAAUGCACCCGCUACAACCGGGGAGGCUUUUGAGCCGUCUCCACGAUCCCCUGGGAACGCCGCGGCUACAGCCGGGGAAGUGAGAAUAGGAGGAGCUGGGGACCUGAGGAUGGGAGACGCGCCGGAUGAUUAUGUAGACGAGUAUUUGGAGGACCAGGAGGGCGGGCCUGAGGCUGGGAAGGAGGAGAAGGCGAAAGGUGGUGAUAAAAAGGAGGAGGAGUGUGAUGGUUUAGAAGGGGCUAAGGGGCAUGGGAAGGGUGGUGAGGGGGUUCAGCAUGGGGAUUCGAGCUUUGAGGCGCCUCAAAAGUCGGGGCAUGGGGAUUUGUAUGCAGAAACGGCAAUAGACAGCCCCAGCAUGCGGAGACGAGAGGUGGCAGCAGAGGGAGCAGCGGAGGGAGCAGAAGGGGAGGCAGCAGGAGAGAUUGGCAGAUCAGCCCGCAGGAGUAUGAGGGGGACCUCUACGGUCCCAGACAGCCCCAGCAUGCGGAGGCGUGGGGGAGCGGUGGGCAGUGGCAGACAGCUGGGGUACGGCGGUGCUGUGGGAUCCUUCAAAGACGUUGCCGUGCCUUCUAGCGACUUGUGUGACGUCAUGCCGUCACACGUGCCGUUUGAGGCAAGUGACUCGGGUAGCGUGCUAGGGCGGCCGUACGUCUCCCUUCAGAGUCGCUUCGUGGUGGGCAGGCGGGAGAUCGGGCGAGGGCAGUUCGGAGUGAUUUACAAGUGUGUGCCGCGUGGUGCGCUUGGAGGGGCCGCGUUCGCAUGCAAGACCAUCAAGAAGCGGAACAUUGAGACCCUCCCAGCAGCAGAGGACAUCCGGAGGGAAGUGGAGGCGCUGGAGAAAGUAAGGGGCCAUCCGGGGAUAGUGGAGUUGAACUCCACAUUCGAGGACCCCCAUGCGGUGCACCUGGUGAUGCAGCUGUGCCGCCACGGCGACCUCUUCGACCACGUCAAGACGCGCACACGCCUCUCCGAGCCCACCGCUGCAUGCAUUCUGUCGCAGCUGCUGCACGCGCUGCAGCACUGCCAUGACUCGGGCGUGAUUCACCGCGACGUGAAGCCAGAGAACGUGCUUAUAUAUGCAAGGGGAGGCGGAGGUGGGGACGGCGAGAAGGUGCUCGUCAAGCUGGGGGACUUUGGUGUUGCGACUCGGUUCUCCCCAGGUAUUCCCUGCACCGACCCAGUGGGAACGGCCAUGUAUAUGUCACCGGAGCUGCUGCAAGGCAGUUAUGGGCCGGCAGCAGAUGUGUGGAGCGCGGGGGUGGUGCUCUAUGUGAUGCUGUCUGGAGCUCUUCCGUUUUUUGCCACCAAGAACCGCUCGCUAAUUGAGGCGAUAUUGCAUGGGCCGGUUCGGAUGGAGGGACCGCGGUGGGAAGGGGUGUCGGAGGGAGCGAAAGCAGUGGUGCGGAGGAUGCUUGAGAAAGAUCCAGUUGAAAGGGCCACAAUACAACAGAUUCAUGAGAUUCCAUGGAUGAAGAAAUUUAAUGGUUGA